CCUUGMGCGUCGUGUCCCUGCCAAUUUCCGAUUGCUACGGCAGUGUUGCUUAGUUUUCUGGUUGCGUGGAAACUAAAAGGCUGCAUUGAGCGAGCRCCCAAGUUAAGGUACAUUACUGUGUGCUGUGCGCACCGUUGUCAGUGUGGUUCUUCGCACAAGUUGGCCGAAUUGCAACAGAGGACCUCAUUGAUGCGAUCGAAAAUAUCGGCGAAUUGCAGUUCGGAGUGGAAUGAAUUCUGAUAUAUUUUGACCAUUUGAAACUGUCUUGAAACUAAAGUGAUUAUGUUGUGUGCCACCCGCCAUGCGAAGGAGAGGAAGAAUGCUAAAGACGCUUGACAGCUAUUGGGGAGGUUGACACUGGCUCCGCCCCUUCUCCCAGGUUGGUCUUCUCUGGAACAUGCCCAUAUCGCACCAUGCCCCUUCUGGAGAGUGGCUGGCUACUGCGCCACUCGGUGGUCAUGUGUCUGCUGCUGCACAGCCUGGUGCUGAUGACCUUCUGCUUCCACCACGCCGCCACCAGCUGCUCCCAGGGCUGCUACUGCUCUGAGAGCGACGGCCGUGGCAAGACGGUGCGCUGCAGCAACCUGCGUCUCACGGAGAUCCCCCAGGACCUGCCCAAUGACACGCAACGCAUCUACCUGGACUUCAACCUGCUCACUGUGGUCCCCAGCAACGCCUUCUGGGACCUGCCCAUGCUCAGCGAGCUGGACCUUUCAAACAAUGAGCUGGCCCAGCUGGAGCCAGGGGCCUUCAGGGGCCUGGGGCCCUCGCUCACCUUUCUGGACCUGUCCUCCAACAAGCUGGUCAACUUUAACCCCGAGGCCUUCGAGGGGCUGCGAGCGCGCACCAACCUGACCAACAACCCGUGGCACUGCGACUGCAACCUGCAGCUGGCCAUGCCCCUCAUCGACCUGGAGCCCCUGUCGCUGACGGGCAUCGUGUGCGAGACGUCAGAGCCGCCCGACGUGGGGGCAGAGGGCGUGCCCUUCCUGCUGGCCCAGGACCUGGACCUGUGCGUGGUGAUGAAGAAGACCACGGACGUGGCCAUGCUGGUCACAAUGUUCGGAUGGUUCACCAUGGUCAUCUCCUACCUGGUCUACUACGUCCGGAACAACACAGAGGACGCCCGCCGCCACCUGGAGUACCUCAAGUCUCUGCCCACCAAGCAGGAACAGUCCGAGGCCUCUUCUACCAUCAGCACUGUCGUAUAGCCCAGGGCCAGGAGAACCCCGAGGGGAGCUAAGGCUGGAGGGAUAWGCCUGGAGGGCUAAGACAGGUGGUUAUAGGGCCGUAUGUGGAGGCGAAAGCAACCGCACACCUGUUUAGGCGAGGUGCUGGCUAGCAGAGUAGAACACUUCAAAAAGAAAGGAGAGCCGCACACUCGUAUAGAGCCGUAAACUAGCUAUAGGGCCGUAACCUAGCUGCACCCACAACCCCAGGCCAUUCAGUGCAAGCCAAGGACAGUUCUGCCUGGCUGUUACGUGGGUGCCACAGCGGCUACAGGAUUUGUGCCCAUGUAUGUAGGAAGCCUGUCCAGACCUGGGCACCAUCCAGUACGUAAUCCAGAUGAAUAAUUCAACCAGAAGUGGCCCGUGAAGAGUUUCUGUUGGCUGAGUGGAUAGUCUGUCUGGGAUUUAAAAUGGAUUAAAUGGGAUUCAUCCAGUGGUGCAUGCACCUUGAUGCACUCUUAUCAAAAGGGGGCCACUCAAGGGGCCUGUGAUGGGUCCUUUGGACACGUCAAACAGCAAUAACAACAGUAUAGCAACAAGCAGCAACACAAACUCUAUUAACAACUCUGUCACUCAUAUCCUUCCAUGUAGUAUUAUUGUUUUACGUACAACAUCCAUGCAGUAUACAGAGUCUCUACACAGGGAAAUGUGGUUAUUUUCAAUUAAAUCAUGUAUUUUAUGGGUUUCAUUUUUUUAAAUUAUUGUUGGUUCUAAAUUUGAUUGGUCUAUUUCUACCUCAAGAAAUUCAGCAAAUGUAUGUGCAUGUGUGAACUAGACCAUCAAUUGAAUCUGCCUAUACUGUAUUCAGGCCAAUGUACUAGAAUCUGCCUAUACUGUAUUCAGGCCACUGUACUAGAAUCUGCCUAUACUGUAUUCAGGCCACUGUACUAGAAUAUGAUGCACAUUAAUAAUGAAUCAAUGAAACACUCA
This is a messenger RNA of Salvelinus sp. IW2-2015, 2159 nucleotides long. RefSeq names its product leucine-rich repeat-containing protein 3B-like. The record is from RefSeq and is a predicted model, not a curated record. Gene Ontology annotation, molecular function: protein binding. Bases 414 to 1211 code for a protein of 265 amino acids. The transcript has 2 exons. NCBI's taxonomy places the organism in Eukaryota, Metazoa, Chordata, Actinopteri, Salmoniformes, Salmonidae.